This is a messenger RNA of Sporisorium graminicola, 612 nucleotides long. RefSeq lists its product as uncharacterized. Bases 1 to 612 code for a protein of 203 amino acids. The transcript has 2 exons. Gene Ontology annotation, molecular function: GTPase activator activity. Lineage: Eukaryota; Fungi; Basidiomycota; Ustilaginomycetes; Ustilaginales; Ustilaginaceae. Gene Ontology annotation, biological process: nucleocytoplasmic transport. Gene Ontology annotation, cellular component: cytoplasm; nuclear pore. The record is from RefSeq and is a predicted model, not a curated record.
AUGGCUGACACCGAAGCUACCAAGCCCACUGUCGAUGCUGCCGAGCAGGCAGGAUCCGGCGCCGCCGCUGCUGAAGAGACCGAGAACGACCCGCACUUUGAGCCCGUCAUCAAGCUCGAGAACCAGGUCGAGGUCAAGACCCACGAGGAAGACGAAGAGGUCACAUUCAAGAUGCGCGCCAAGCUCUUCCGAUUCGACAAGGACGCCAAGGAGUGGAAGGAGCGCGGCACCGGUGACGUCCGACUGCUCGCACACAAGCAAACGCACAAGGUUCGUCUCGUCAUGCGCCGAGACAAGACGCUCAAGGUCUGCGCCAACCACUACGUCACCAGCGACAUGAAGCUUAGCCCCAACGUCGGCUCCGACCGCUCGUGGGUCUACAACGUCGCCGCCGAUGUCGCUGAUGGUGAGCCCACUGCUGAGACUCUGGCAAUCCGCUUUGCUAACUCUGAAAACGCAAAUGGGUUCAAGGAAGCUUUCGAGCAGGCUCAGAAGAAGAACGCUGGUGGAAGCAAGACUGAGGCGCCAGCACCGGUGAAGGACGAGGAGAAGCCUGCGGCACAGGAGAAGAAGGAGGAGGAGAAGAAGGAAGAGGAGGCCAAGAAGGAGUAA